Molecule: messenger RNA, 1555 nt
Organism: Cokeromyces recurvatus
Lineage: Eukaryota; Fungi; Mucoromycota; Mucoromycetes; Mucorales; Mucoraceae
Product: interferon-related developmental regulator-domain-containing protein
Exons: 6
Coding region: 63-1514 (483 amino acids)
Source: RefSeq, a predicted model, not a curated record
CGCAUAUUUUUAUCUUUUUAUAUACAAAUUAUUAACAUAUCUUUUUUUUUUUCAAGUAAAUAAUGUCAAACUUGAGAAAAAAAGUAGUAAAGCAACAGCAAAGUCGUCGCUUAGCUGCACUUAAUUUGUUGGGUACACCCGUCACUUCUGAUAAUGAGGAUUCUUCUGACAUUGAUUCUGAUCAUUCCGUCAUUGGUGAUUCCAUUUUACCCAACAUAUCUGAAAGGGUGAUUGAAGAAGAACUUCGACUUUGCGUAGAUGAUCUUGGUGAAAAACGAGCUAGUUUGAGAGAAGCUGCCUUAUCUCGUCUUGUCAAACUAUUAAGCCAUUAUUACUGUGGUUUCUUCUUUGAUUCCUAUUCAAAUACCAGAGAAGCAUUGUUGCAGUUGUUGUUAAGAUCAAUACGGAAAUCAGCAAAUAUAAAUGAAGCCCUUUUGGCUCUUAAGGCUAUUGAACUUACAAUGAUUAAUGAAGGUACAGCAGAGGGAGAACAAGAAGAUUUAUAUGGACUUGUUUCAUCCCACCUGAAGCAAAUUAUACAGGAUAAAACAUCAUCUAUUGAGCUAAAAUGCCAGAGUAUAGAAACACUAGCAAUGAUUACAUUCACUUCUGCUUCAAUUACAAGUGCAAAAGGUGGAUUAGACUAUUUUUACAAGAUUUUGAUAUCUAAUGGCUCCAUAACUACUGUAGUUGCAACUCCUGAGGAUGAUGCUAGUUUUGAAAAUAUGAGUGAAGAACCGCAACAAGAAUUUUCGUCGCACGAUAUUGAUAUGUUGUUGGUACAUAGUCUGAAUGCAUAUGGAUUACUUUAUGCUUCAAUUUAUGGCCAAAAUAGAGGCCUUAAAGAUGAAGCUUGGGAUGAAUGGCAAUCAGCUAUGCCCGCUCAUUUAGAUUUACUGGAGUCAGCUUCAAAGGAUGUGCGAGUUGCAGCGGGAAAAAAUGUAGCAUUGAUGUAUGAAUGCUCACAUACAUUUAAAAAAACUGAUUUAUUAAUAGAGGAUGAUGAUAACAAACAACAAAAAAUGGGCCUCGUCGUUGAUGAUGAGAACGAUUUAAGUGAAUACGAAGAACUUGAUGAAUUGAUAGACACUUUACAACGUUUAUCUACAGAAAGUAGUCGUCGAGUCAACAAACAAGACCGAAAAGAACAAAAAAGUGCAUUUCGAGAUAUUUUACACAGUAUCCAGCUUGGAGAAAAACCCAAAGAAAAGUUGAAAUUGGGUAGACAGAGGUUGAUAUUUCGAGGAUGGGCUCCAAUUAUUGAAUUGCAUGCUUUUCGUACCAUAUUAGGAGCAGGUCUAGCAAAUCAUUUUGAAAGUAAUGAACUGGUUCAGAAUGUCUUUUCAAGUGGCAUUGAAGAGGAAGAAGAUGAAGAAGAAGAAGUUUAUAAUGUUGAAAGUGGAGAAGAUAAUAGUGUAGGUGGUGAAGAUGAUGAAGACUCACUUAUUAAAUCAAGGAAAAGUGUAAACCGAUCUAAAUACUCUAAAAAAUAUAAAGACUCGUAUUAUGAUUAAAUAAAUAAAUAAAUAAAAAAAAAGGGAGGGCUUUUAUUUUA